AUGGAACAGCAUGAGAUGAAGACAGUUGCAGAAACAAAUAUCGACACGCCGGCAGACAAGCGCACAGGUUCAGCCGUUUCAGAUGACAAUCACCAUCAUGAGACGGCGGGUCAGGCGCAGAUAAAGCGCCUUUUCAGCUUCACGCAGAUGUUCUUCUUCUCGCUCACCUUUAUGUCGAGCUGGGAGACUCAAGCUUUGAAUUUAACUGCGGUACUAACAAACGGCGGACCCGAAGCUCUGGCUUGGGGAAUUGUGAUUGUCGUCUUUGGAGCUUUGGCGCAGUGUGCUUCGUUGGCUGAGAUGGCAUCAAUGCAGCCCAUUGCGGGAGCGCAAUAUCAUUGGACAUACUAUCUGGCACCUGCGAGUCAAAAGAGGUUUAUCACCUGGAUGCAAGGCUGGAUUACUUGGUUCGCCUGGGUCUCACUUCUUGCAGGUGUAGCGAAUACCACGGCGACUACCAUCCAGGGCUUAGCGAUCACAAACUAUCCGGAUUACGUACCGGAACGAUGGCAUUUGACUCUCAUAAUCUUUGCAAUACUAAUUGUCGAGGCUCUGAUGAAUAUGUAUACCUUCCAGCUAAUCCCAUGGAUUGAGCUUUUGGCUGGGGUUCUUCAUAUCGUCCUCUUCAUCAUUUUCCUUGUGGUCUUCGUUGCGUUGGCUCCACGCCAUACCCCGGAAUAUGUAUUCUUAACAACGCAAUCCCAGUCCGGCUGGAGCAACACAUUCGUCUCAUGGAACAUAGGGCUUUUAACACCAACAUGGGCGUUCGUCGGCUUCGAUGGUGCAGUGCAUAUGAGUGAAGAGGUCCGUCGUGCGCGAGAGGCAGUACCCCGAUCCAUGGUCUGGUCCGUCGCCACUAAUGCCGUCCUUGCGUAUGCCAUUGAUAUAUGCAUGCUGUUCACGAUGGGUUCGGUCCAGGACGCACUGAACGCCAGCUUUCCCAUCAUCGAAAUAUGCCAACAUGCCACGGGAUCCACGCGGGCAGCCACUGCCAUGGUUUGUGGGCUUCUAGUCCUUGGACUCUCCGUAACCCUAGCUAGCAUAGCAUCUGCAUCCCGCCUCACAUGGGCCUGGGCCCGGGACGGCGCGUUACCCAAAUGGUUCUCCUACAUUGACCGAAGACACAACGUCCCUAUCCGCGCCGUAUGGCUGCCCGUGUUCAUUGUUAUGAUCCUAGCCUGCCUCAACAUCGCAAGCACCGCCGCCUUUGGAGCCUUCAUAGCUCUCUCAUCCAUAGGCCUGUUCGUGUCCUACUUCAUCGCGAUCAGCUGCAUGGUGCACAACCGCUUCCGGAGAGACCCAGUGCCAAUGGGAAACUGGAAUAUGGGUAGAUGGGGCCUUCCAGUCAAUAUCUUUGCCCUGGUUUACACGGCCUAUGUCACUGUCUGGUUAACAUUCCCUUCGUAUCGGCCUGUGACGGGCGCGAACAUGAACUAUGCGUUGCCGAUUUUCGCUGCGUCAACUUUAUUCGCUUUUGUGUAUUGGUUCCUUCAAGGUAGAAAGAACUGGCCUGGGUUGAAUAAGGAGGUCCUGCGGCUUGUGAUUGAAAGGGGUGAGUUGCACCUGUUGUGA
Molecule: messenger RNA, 1572 nt
Organism: Aspergillus bombycis
Lineage: Eukaryota; Fungi; Ascomycota; Eurotiomycetes; Eurotiales; Aspergillaceae
Product: amino acid permease
Exons: 6
Coding region: 1-1572 (523 amino acids)
Biological process (GO): transmembrane transport
Cellular component (GO): membrane
Molecular function (GO): transmembrane transporter activity
Source: RefSeq, a predicted model, not a curated record